UACCCCGUCACUCAAUGCCUCAGUGCCCCGCGAGACGUCAGAGGGGAGGACACGUGCCGCGCUCGCUCCGUCCCUCCCUUGCAAAAUUCUCGUUUUUAAGCUAAAAAUGGCGAAAUUUUACACCGAGCCUAUGGAAAUUACCGGCCCGUGACUCCGCCCCGCCCCGCGGGCCGCGCCCCGCCCCGCGAUGACGCUGGUGGCGCCCCGCCGCGGGGGCGCCGCCCACGUAAAGCGCCUGUCGCUGCCUGAGAUAGUGAGCCGCGAGGCAGGGCUGGACACCGCCCGCGCCCACGCCCGCGCCAGGAGCCGCAGCGUGUAUUGCGAGGCUCCGCCCCGCCCCGCCCCGGACCCCGCAACCACCCCCACCCCCGUGGUGGCCCCGCCAGUGCAGCAGCCACAGUGUGUGAGGACCCCCUUGGCUGUGCCUCGCCCCGCCACGCCGCCCCACCACGCCCCGCCAGGCCAGCAGGAUGUGCAGGGCGCGGGGCAGCACACAGGCCCCGCGGGGCAGAACGAACACAACGUCAGCCUCUCGGAGCCCCCGCCCCCACCACACCCCGUCCCCACGCCUCAAGAUGACACACAGGGGCGGCAGGACGCCCCGCCCCCUCCCCCCAAGGGCAGGAUGUAGCGGCGUGGGUGAGCCGCGGCCCCGCGGGGAACGUGAUCCAGCAGGGUGAC
This is a messenger RNA of Scylla paramamosain (green mud crab), 681 nucleotides long. RefSeq lists its product as uncharacterized. The record is from RefSeq and is a predicted model, not a curated record. Bases 188 to 631 code for a protein of 147 amino acids. Lineage: Eukaryota; Metazoa; Arthropoda; Malacostraca; Decapoda; Portunidae. The transcript has 2 exons.